GGGAGGAAGAGGAGGAGCCACAGCCGCCCCCGGGACAUCGCUGCUCAGAACCGACCCGAGCGCCUGAAACCGCUCCGCUCCGCCGCUCCAAGUCUCCACCCCGCCCGAGGCCGUCGCUCCUUCCUCGCGCAGCCAUGGCCUCAGGUGCCACUCCCGCGGCCGUGAAGAUUGGAAUAAUUGGUGGGACAGGCCUGGAUGAUCCAGAAAUCUUAGAAGGAAGAACUGAAAAAUAUGUGGACACUCCAUUUGGCAAGCCUUCUGAUGCCUUAAUUUUGGGGAAGAUAAAGAAUGUUGAUUGCGUCCUCCUUGCAAGGCAUGGGAGGCAGCAUACCAUCAUGCCUUCGAAAGUCAACUAUCAGGCGAACAUCUGGGCUCUGAAGGAGGAGGGCUGUACACAUGUCAUAGUGACCACAGCUUGCGGUUCCUUGAAGGAAGAGAUUCAGCCUGGCGAUAUCGUCAUUAUUGAUCAGUUCAUUGACAGGACUACCAGAAGGCUUCAGACCUUCUAUGACGGAAAUCAUUCCUGUGCCAGAGGAGUCUGUCAUAUUCCAAUGGCUGAGCCGUUCUGCCCUAAAACGAGAGAGGUCCUCAUUGAGACCGCUAAGAAGCUAGGACUCCGGUGCCACUCAAAAGGGACAAUGAUCACAAUUGAGGGACCUCGUUUUAGCUCCCGGGCAGAAAGCGUCAUGUUCCAAACCUGGGGGGCGGAUGUUAUCAACAUGACCACAGUUCCAGAGGUGAUUCUUGCUAAGGAGGCUGGAAUUUGCUACGCAAGUAUUGCCAUGGCAACAGAUUAUGAUUGCUGGAAGGAACAUGAGGAAGUGGUUUCUGUGGACAGGGUCUUAAAGACCCUGAAAGAAAAUGCCAAUAAAGCCAAAAGUUUACUUCUCACUACCAUACCUCAGAUAGGAUCCAUGGAAUGGUCAGAAACCCUCCAUAACAUUAGGAAAAUGGCCCAGUUUUCUGUUUUGUUACCAAGACAUUAAAAUAGCAUGGCUGCCCAGAAGACAAGGUAACCUUCUAAUUCCAAUCAUUUGGGGGAAUUCCUGCUUGAGAAAACACAGAAGAGACAUGCAGCUUCUGUGCCCUUGCCCCCUAAGGAAGAACAAGUGAUAAGACAAGACAUUGCUCACAUCAGAGAUGCCUUCUAAAAGAUUUGGACUGCUUCAAAUAACAGAAGGAAAGCAAAUAACCAGAAAACAUGUGGGGAAAUAUUUACACGUUAGAAAAAAAGAA
This is a messenger RNA of Kogia breviceps (pygmy sperm whale), 1236 nucleotides long. RefSeq names its product methylthioadenosine phosphorylase (gene MTAP). Gene Ontology annotation, cellular component: cytosol. The record is from RefSeq and is a predicted model, not a curated record. Gene Ontology annotation, molecular function: S-methyl-5-thioadenosine phosphorylase activity. Gene Ontology annotation, biological process: nucleoside metabolic process. NCBI's taxonomy places the organism in Eukaryota, Metazoa, Chordata, Mammalia, Artiodactyla, Physeteridae.